AUGUCUUCGGGCAGCAGGUCCUUCUUUGCUCCCUCAGAGACCCGCGUUGAGCUUCCGCACGGCGCCAACCAGCAGACGCCUGACAUCACACGCCCCACAAGUCCUUCCGAAAAUGACCGCGCUCCCUUCCUCAACGGCGCUGCCAAUGACACGCGCGAGGACGUACGCAUGGGCGCCAAAGCGCUGCGCGGCGACUCUGAAAAACCUGCUGUCGGCAUCCUGGCCUUGGCGCCCAUCCUGAGCUACUGUGCCGCCAGUAUCACCAUGACCGUUGUCAACAAGUUUACCGUAUCGGGUGCCGGCUUCAACAUGAACCUCCUCGUCCUCCUCAUCCAGUCCACCGUCGGUGUCACCUGUGUCGUCAUCGCCGAGCGUGUUGGUCUCAUUCAGCUCCGCGGCCUGAACGCUCGCGAUGCCUGGAAUUGGAUGCCGCUCAGCACCAUGCUGGUCUUUGUCAUCUGGACCGGCAGCAAGGCGCUUCAGUACCUCAACAUCUCGGUCUACACCAUCUUCAAGAACCUCACCAUCAUCCUCAUCGCCUACGGUGAAGUCAUGUGGUUCGGCGGUCGUGUUACUCGCAUCGUCCUCUCCAGUUUCCUCCUGAUGGUGCUGUCGUCUAUCAUCGCUGCGUCGUCCGACAUCUCCAACCUCUUCACCAUCGCCAAUCUCUCGAUGCCCCAUACUCCGGACUCGAUCGCCGGCGGCAUGUCUGAAGACCCCUCCACCGGCGCGCUCGUGCCCGUACUUGACCCGCUCCAGGCCGAGAAGGACAGCAUCAACGCCCAGGCCCAGAGCUUCUCGGGCAACGACAUCCUCGAGGGCUUCCAGGGCUAUGGCCUCCUCUCGAGCGGCUACCUCUGGAUGGCGCUCAACUGCAUUUGCAGUGCCUCCUACGUCUUGCUCAUGCGAAAGCGCAUCAAGGUGACCGGCUUCAAAGAUUGGGAUACCAUGUUCUACAACAACUUCCUCAGCAUCCCGGUCUUGCUUAUCAUGUCGUUCCUCGUCGAGGACUGGUCGGCCGCCAACUUGCACAAGAACUUCCCGGACGACAAGCAGACCAAGCUCAUCGUCGCCAUCAUCUUCUCCGGAACCUGUGCCAUCCUUAUCAGCUACACCACGGCUUGGUGCAUCCGCGCCACCUCGAGUACCACCUACAGCAUGGUCGGUGCGCUCAACAAGGCCCCUUUGUCGCUCAGCGGAAUGGUCUUCUUCCACGACCCGCCUGUCAACUUCCCCAACGUCAGCGCCAUCUUUCUCAGCUUCGUUGCCGGUCUCGUUUAUGCAUUUGGCAAGAACAAGCAGGCCGAGGCGGACAAGCUCGCCAAGAGCACAACCGGCGGCUCGUCUUCCAACGGCUCCUCUUUGCCGAUGCACAACCUGAACGACAGAAAGCAUUGA
Sporisorium graminicola is the source of this 1398-nucleotide messenger RNA. RefSeq lists its product as uncharacterized. The transcript has a single exon. Gene Ontology annotation, cellular component: Golgi apparatus. NCBI's taxonomy places the organism in Eukaryota, Fungi, Basidiomycota, Ustilaginomycetes, Ustilaginales, Ustilaginaceae. Gene Ontology annotation, molecular function: GDP-mannose transmembrane transporter activity; antiporter activity. The record is from RefSeq and is a predicted model, not a curated record. The coding region runs from base 1 to 1398 and encodes 465 amino acids.